This is a messenger RNA of Acomys russatus (golden spiny mouse), 1729 nucleotides long. RefSeq names its product phosphatidylinositol N-acetylglucosaminyltransferase subunit A-like. Gene Ontology annotation, cellular component: glycosylphosphatidylinositol-N-acetylglucosaminyltransferase (GPI-GnT) complex. The record is from RefSeq and is a predicted model, not a curated record. The coding region runs from base 214 to 1653 and encodes 479 amino acids. Gene Ontology annotation, biological process: GPI anchor biosynthetic process. Gene Ontology annotation, molecular function: phosphatidylinositol N-acetylglucosaminyltransferase activity. Lineage: Eukaryota; Metazoa; Chordata; Mammalia; Rodentia; Muridae. The transcript has a single exon.
ACUGGAGGAGUCUGCACUGAAAGGAGAGCAGUCAUGGAGGAAAGGCCUACAUAACUAACAGAAAGGUUCAGAAAAGAGAAGGGAGCAGUUUGAGCAUCAGCAUCUUUGAAUAAGGAAGGAGAAGCUGGAUUGGCUGCAGCAUGAGCUCCAGGUGAUGGAAGACACAUUUCUUAGCUGGCUUGCUUUGAGAACUGAUGCCUGAACCACCUCAGCAUGGCCAAUAGAAGAGGAGGUGGGCAUGGCCCGCCUCCCUCUGUGACGCCUUCCUGGUUUAGCCCUCGAAGUCUUACCACCAAUAGGACUUGCACCCAUAAUAUAUGCAUGGUGUCUGACUUUUUCUACCCAAACAUGGGAGGUGUGGAAAGCCACAUUUACCAGCUCACUCAGUGCCUCAUUGAGAGGGGGCACAAGGUUAUAAUUAUCACCCAUGCUUAUGGAAAUCGAAAAGGCAUCCGUUAUCUCACCAAUGGCCUCAAAGUUUAUUAUUUGCCUCUGAGAGUCAUGUACAACCAAUCUACAGCCACGACCCUGUUUCACAGUCUGCCAUUGCUCAGGUACAUAUUUGUUCGGGAGAGAGUUACGAUAAUCCAUUCCCACAGCUGUUUUUCUGCCAUGGCCCAUGAUGCUGUCUUCCACGCCAAGACAAUGGGGCUUCAGACAGUCUUCACGGACCAUUCCCUUUUUGGAUUUGCUGAUGUCAGCGCUGUGCUUACAAACAAGCUUCUAACUGUGUCUCUUGGGGACACAGACCACAUCCUUUGUGUCUCUUACACCAGUAAGGAAAACACUGCACUAAGAGCAGCACUGAAUCCUGAAAGAGUGUCCAUCAUUCCUAACGCUGUAGAUCCUACUGACUUCACUCCAGGACCAUUUAGGACUAUUGUUGUUGUCAGCAGACUUGUAUACAGAAAAGGGACUGAUUUGCUUAGUGGCAUAAUACCUAAACUCUGUCAGAAGUACCAAGAAUUACAUUUCCUAAUUGGAGGAGAGGGACCAAAGAGAAUCGUCUUGGAAGAAGUACGGGAAAGAUACCAACUACAUGACAGGGUUCCACUUUUGGGAGCUUUAGAACACAAGGAUGUCAGAAAUGUCUUAGUUCAAGGACACAUUUUUCUUAACACCUCCCUCACUGAAGCCUUCUGCAUGGCAAUCGUGGAAGCCGCCAGCUGUGGUUUGCAGGUCGUCAGCACAAAGGUUGGUGGGAUUCCUGAAGUUCUUCCGGAAAAUCUUAUUAUUUUAUGUGAGCCUUCAGUAAAGUCUCUGUGUGAAGGCCUGGAAAAAGCUAUUUUCCAAGUGAAGUUGGGGACAUUGCCAGCUCCAGAAAACAUCCACAAUAUAGUAAAGACUUUCUACACCUGGCGGAAUGUGGCAGAGAGGACUGAAAAAGUAUAUUGGCGAGUGUCGAAGGAAACUGUGCUGCCAAUGCACAAGAGAUUGAACAGGCUCAUCUCUCAUUGUGGCCCAGUGACAGGCUACAUUUUUGCUUUGCUGGCUGUGUUUAGCUAUCUCUUCCUCGUUUUCCUGCAGUGGAUGACUCCAGACUCUAUCAUUGGUGUUGCAAUAGAUGCUACUGGGCCCAGGGGAGCCUGGACUCAUCAAUGUCCUCCCAAUAAGAACAGAGAUGAAAAUGAUACGGUAUCUAAAAGCAGGUAGAAGCAAGCCCAAGGUAACAAGUCAUACACACUUGCUAUAGUCCGGUUAGCAUUUGAAAAUAAUUUUGCUCUUUAGU